AUGGAUGCCUCAAACUUCGCUAUUGGGGGAGUUCUAAUGCAAGAUAGGCAUCCAAUAGCCUUCGAGAGUCGCAAGCUUAAUGACAUAGAGAGGCGCUACAUGGUGCAAGAAAAUGAGAUGACCACCAUCGUCCAAUUGCUUGCGUACAUGGAGGCAUUAUCUCCUAGGACGGAUAGGCAAGCUGAAAGGGUGAAUGCUUUGCUAGAACUAUACUUAAGGCACUUCGUGAGUGCCAACCAAAAGGAUUGGGCUAAGUUUCCAGAUGUAGCCCAGGUUUCAUACAACUUGCAAAGGAGUGAAGCAACCAACAAGAGCCUAUUUGAACUAGCCACAGGGCAACAACCAUUGACUCCUCACACACUAGCGAUGGGCUAUACGGGGAAAAGCCUAGUGGCUUUCAAGUUUGCUAAGGGGUGGCACGAGCAAUCCGAUAUAGCUCGCUCAUACUUGGACAAGGCCACUAAGAAAAUAAAGAAGUGGUCUGAAAAGAAGCAACGUCACACUGAGUAUAAGGUUGGAGACAUGGUGUUUGUCAAGCUCCUUCCUCAACAAUUCAAAUUGCUAAGGCCGGUGCAUAAGGGCCUUUUGAGGAGGUAUGAGGGACCCUUUCCCAUACUUGGGAAGGUCGAUAAGAUAUCCUACAAAGUUAAGUUGCCACCGAGGUUGAAGAUUCAUCCUGUCUUCCACAUGAGUUACUUAAAAACAUAUCACAAAGACAAUGAUGAUCCAAGCCGAGGGUUAUCUAAGAGGGCACCUAUAGCAAUAAUGACCUCCUAUGAUAAGGAAGUAGAAUACAUAAUCGCAGACCAAGUCAUAAGGAGACGAGGCAUGCCUUUGACUACAGAGUAG
Vitis vinifera (wine grape) is the source of this 849-nucleotide messenger RNA. RefSeq lists its product as uncharacterized. The record is from RefSeq and is a predicted model, not a curated record. The transcript is spliced from 2 exons. Bases 1 to 849 code for a protein of 282 amino acids. Gene Ontology annotation, molecular function: nucleic acid binding. Lineage: Eukaryota; Viridiplantae; Streptophyta; Magnoliopsida; Vitales; Vitaceae.